Molecule: messenger RNA, 2742 nt
Organism: Aphanomyces astaci
Lineage: Eukaryota; Oomycota; Saprolegniomycetes; Saprolegniales; Verrucalvaceae
Exons: 5
Coding region: 17-2512 (831 amino acids)
Biological process (GO): pseudouridine synthesis
Cellular component (GO): nucleus
Molecular function (GO): pseudouridine synthase activity; RNA binding
Source: RefSeq, a predicted model, not a curated record
GCAACGUCCUGUUUUCAUGUUGGCUCGGUUGCGGUCAACUCCAAAUCGACUCAACCGUUGCGGCGCAGUUCCAGCGUUUUUUAGCUCCAGCGAAACAACAGACAGCAUGGCCGAUCGAAGCUAUCAACAUCGAAGUGGAGGACGUCAUGGUGGUGGCGGGCGAGGCGGCGGAGGACGCGGCGGCCGUGGAGGCGGCGGGUUUCGAGGGGGUCGCGAUGGCGGUGGCCGUGGUCGACACAACCGUGACGGAGGCGGCGGUGGUCGCGGCGGUGGUCGAGGCGGAGGUCGUGGUGGAGACUCUUGGUUCAAGCAAGAAGGCUACAACGACGGUGUGGCCAGUAGCGUGGACGAAGCCGACGUCGGGAUCAAGGUGUUCCGCAACGACAUCCCCGGGUUCAACGGCAUCGUGAAGCAGCGGUUCUCGGACUUUGUCGUGCGCGAAGUGUCGGUGGGUGGUCGGGACAUUGCCCACCUCACGGACUUGGAGCUUCCCAAGGGCAAGUCGAAGAACCGAAGCAUCCACACCAUGCUGGCCGACGCGCUGGAAGGGUACCUGGGUUUGUCGUUCGCGAAAUCCACCGCCACGAAGGAUGCGCAUCACGCCAGCAGUGCCGCCACGAAGCCAAGCAAUGCGGCGCCUUCCGGCUUGGAAACCGUCGUGGACGCACUGUCCAAGCGGCUGGUGGCCAUGUACCUCGCCACGCGCGGCGAUGCCAAGGUCACGCAAGCCAAGAAGAAGGUCAAGACUCUGCUCGCCAAGGUCGAAGCCAUGUACGACGCGGACGAAGCCGCUGCGCUGGGGGCGUUUCUAAACGACAUUCAGAACGCCGAGCAAGACAAGACGGAGCUGGAGCUGGUGUAUCACUUCCAGCCGAGCAGCUCCAAGGACGAACGCACGGCGCUCCACACGUUGAUCCGGGAGCUUGGCAACGAAUGGGUGGUGGGAGACACGGUCGCCGGUCCGUCGGGCGACCAGCAGAUCGUUCGGCUGCGGCCGCUCAAGGUCAAGGGCAACAAGCGCAAGGAUGUGGACCAGCGGGGGUCCAAGGACUUACCAUGGCCACACAACCGCCCCAACUACCUCAAGUUUAUCCUGUUCAAGAAGAAUAAGGAGACUGUGGACGCUAUGCAGCACAUGGCCAAGUUGCUGCAUAUGAACCCUGGCACGUUUAGCUACGCCGGCACCAAGGACAAGCGCGGGCUCACAUCGCAGUGGGUCACCGCGUACCGCGUGCCCCGCGAGACCGUGGCCAAGAUCAACGCCAACAAAAACUUCAAAGAUUUUGACGCGUACCCGUUCCUCGUGGGCAACUUCCAGUACGUGUCCGAGCCGCUGGUGCUGGGCGACCUCGACGGCAACCAAUUCUCGAUGGUCCUGCGCAACAUCCCAUCGGAUGUGUCGGACGCGCAAGUGGAUGCCGCGGUCUCGGCGUGGGCUUCCAGUGGGUUUGUCAACUACUUUGGCCUGCAGCGAUUUGGCACCAAGUCGAUUCCGUCCCACGUCGUGGGCCGGGCGUUGCUGCGAAAGGACUACAAGCUCGCGACUGACUUGAUCCUUUUGCCCAAGGUCGGCGAUGCGUCUAAGAUCAAGGAGGCGCGCCAGCAUUUCCAAACGUACAAGGACGUGUCGGCGGCGUUGCGCAUGUUUCCGCCGUAUUUGAUUGCCGAAGUGGCCGUCUUGGAGGGGCUGCAGCGCCACGGGUUGGACGAGUUCCACCGCGCGAUUCAAAACAUCCCCCCGAAACUGCGCAUGAUCUACACGCAUGCGUAUCAGAGCUACAUCUGGAACGAAGCCGCCAGCGUCCGGCUAACGACCUUCUCCAGCACCCAUCCGGUGGUGGGGGACAUGGUCGUGCGCGGGUCUGUGGUGGGUUCGAGUGGGGUGCAGGUGGAAGACUGGGAAGGUGCCGACGGAGACGACGCUUCCCGCGACCAGCCGGCUAAGAAGCGUCAACGGGUGAUGGAGCACGACAUUGUGUUCAUCACGGAAGCCAACAUUGGCGAGUAUUCGAUUGAAGACGUCGUGCUGCCUGUCCACGGGUACAACACGCUUCUGCCCAAGAACGAGAUUGCCGCGAUCUACGAACGAUGUGCCAGAGAAGACGGCGUGGACUUUGCCAGCUUGAAACGCAAUCAGAGCCCCGAGUACAACCUGCCGGGGUCGUACCGCCACAUUGUGUGCAAACCCAAAGCCGUGGCCCACACCAUCAAACGGUACAACGACGAGACGAUCCCGCUCGUCGAGUCGGACGUCGACCGGCUCAUGAAGCGCACGGCGCCGCCAUCCAUCCCCGACGGUCGAUUUCGAUCCAUCUGCCUCGACUUUAUCCUCCCAUCGUCGAGUUAUGCUACGAUUGCCAUCCGUGAACUGCUCAAGCAAAGCUCGAGCAUCCACGUGCAGCUCGGGUUGAACGAACAAGGCGCAGGACAAGCCAUGGACACAACCUCCAAGACCAACACGGCCAAGUCGAUCCCCAUUGGCCGACCAGGGUUCAGUUUAAGCAGCAAAUAAACCAACAUUCAUACAUUCAUAUUCCAGUGGUCGCUUGUUCGUAGGAUGUUCUAGGAUCGUUCGUUCGUAGCGACCACGUCGCGACUGAAUCGCUGGGUUAUCACGUCAAAAUAGACCUCGUACAAGGAACACAGCCCCACCAGUGCCACGCCCACGACCUGCCACCAUGGGUUCUGCGCACAAGUUUCGCGUAUUAUGUACUCAUAUACUAUAAACAAAUGGAUUGUUUA